UCAGUCAGUGAUGAGGGUUGCAACUAAUGCUGAACUGCCCGUGAGCUUAAUCCCAAAUCAAAUGGCGUAGGUUUUCCGUUAUAAGCAGAAUUAAAUGGAAUUUGAUUAUUUCCUGCACCGGCAUGAUUUGAAGCUUAGUGAAAAGCAGGAUGAAGAUGGAGUUAUCUGCAACGGAUGUAAGAAGAGCUUGUUAGGUCUGAGCUAUGGCUGUGAUCGUUGUAAAUUUUAUCUUCAUCAAUCUUGUGCAGAGCUUCCGGAAGAGUUCCGUCAUUUUAUUCACCCAUGCCCUCUAAUCCUUAAAAUUCGUUCUAGUUUUACCUGUAAUGCUUGUUACGAAAGCCGCUCAGGCUUUGCCUGUUGCUGCGUAAAGUGCCGUUUUGCGGUGGAUGCUGACUGUGUCCAGCCUGGUACCGUCAAGUCUAAAGGUGGAGAAAAGCACAUUGAACAUUUAAGUCAUCGGCACCCUUUGGUUCGCUUGGGAAACUUGAAAGAUGAUGAAGCUUUGUGUGCAAUAUGUGGAACGCUGUGCACUGGUCCUGCUUUUGGUUGCAGCCUGUGCAAUUUUUAUCUCCAUGAAUUCUGCUUGGAGACUUUACCUCAGAAGAUUAAGCACUUCUCUCACCCAUCAUGCUCUCUUAUAUUGCUCACAACUCCAUCUUAUCGAUGUGGUGCUUGUGAAAAAUACCGCUGUGGCUUGACCUUCCGUUGUGAAGUGUAA
Hevea brasiliensis (rubber tree) is the source of this 718-nucleotide messenger RNA. Its product is annotated as protein VACUOLELESS GAMETOPHYTES-like. The transcript has a single exon. The coding region runs from base 95 to 718 and encodes 207 amino acids. The record is from RefSeq and is a predicted model, not a curated record. NCBI's taxonomy places the organism in Eukaryota, Viridiplantae, Streptophyta, Magnoliopsida, Malpighiales, Euphorbiaceae.